AGCUUGUUCAAAUUGAUAAAAAAAUAAUCCAUAAAACGUGCAAUAAAAUUUCAUUAAAGUUUAAUUUGGACAUUUGGUUAUAUCUACUGGGAUACCAAGUUAUUCAAACAGAUCAAAUGGUCGCCAUAGACCUAGCAUAGAGAUCAAUACCCACUACGAUCAUAAAGAUAAAUUCAUUAAUAAUGUAGGAGUAGCAUGUGAUAGGAACCUCUUACUUAUGUUUGUUUACUUAUCAUACUUCAAACUUCUGGUACGAAAAUUGAAUUGUUUGACAGCGCAAAGUUCCUUAAACCGGAAUGCUUCUUUUAAUGAUAGAUUUUACUUAUCGAAUAUUUUAAACGAUUAAUUUCCUUAUCAGCAAAAACUUAACAACGGGGUUAGUACACGACGGAAAAGGACUUGAAGGUGAAAUAUGUCUUAAUUUAUAGGAAAAUUAGUGUAUGUAAAUUGAUGUUGUAGCCUUAAGGCUAGAAUUGUGUGAUUCAUCAAAUGAUUUAAAUCCGUCAAACAAUUGAUUUGUGAUCGACAUGACAAUAUCUAGUUUUGUUGUUUUCACUUGUUCUAUGUAAAAUUACAUGUGGCAUUUUUUAAAGGAAAUCGUUUGAAAAUGUUUGUUUCUUCGAAAGUUCGUGCGAAAAUCACAGAUUCUGACCCUGUUUUCAAAACUCGAUAUCUUGGUAAUGUUGAAGUAUAUGUUCCAAAUGGAACUGGAUGUACUAAUGCACCUGUACAGAAACUGUGGGAUAAUUCGGGAGAGGAGAGAGCGAUGAAUAAAGUGACGACGGUUAUUAACAUUCAUGGAAUAUUUAUGAAAGAUUCGGAUAAAAAGAAAGACGAAGGAAAGUUAUUUCCAAUAGAAAAUAUUUCAUUUUGUAACGCGGAGAGUAUUGCUAAUGGAAAAAUAUUUAGUUGGAUAUCAAAAGAAGAAAAUAGUCCUAGAUUAUUGUGUCAUGCAGUGUUAUGCAGCACCCCUGAAAAAGCCAAGUCUAUGGCUCUUGUGAUGUCUAGAGCUUUUCAAAUAGCUUAUAAAGAUUGGAAAACGGAACAAAAUAACAUUGCAAGAAGUCACAGGAAAGACAGUGUGAAAACUAAAACAGCUGAUUUUGAUAUACAAUUAAAAGCGAGAUAUCAGAUUGAUCAAACAGGUACGCAUGACCUUCAAAAUGGUGUCCAAAAAACCAAGAUCGAUGAUUCGGAAACUGAAGGGAAAGCAGAAAUUUGUAUGAAGAAUGGUUCUGAUUAUGAUGAUUCUAAAUCAAACAAAUCGUCAACUAGUAGUGAAAAUGAAAGUGUGGGCUCUAAAUACAAAGAUUCAGAGUGUCAAACAAGUGAAGUGAAAAAUCCAGACACAACAAGAGAUUACAAAGAAAUUCAACCGGCAGAAAAGAUAGACAAUAUUGGUAAAGACACACUGACAAAUGAUCUGAAAGAUAUAUCUAUACAAGCCGAUAACACAGUUUUAAAAACGGAAGAUAGUAUCGAUGGUUAUACCGAUAAAAUAUCAGGACAAAAUAAUAGGGACUUCACAGCAACCAUUGGAGACGAUAAUAUAGAACCAAUUUCUCAAAAGCUUUAAUCUGCAUCAUCUUGUUAUUAGCUGAACAUGUUAAUAUGUCAUAAUCUUUAAGGACAUAGUUUUAUAAUUAUAUUUAUCUGAUACAUAAUCUGGAACUGCUCAACUGCAUUGUCUACACGGUGCUUUAAUACAUAUAAAACUAGAAUUCGCAAUA
Messenger RNA from Mytilus californianus (California mussel), 1730 nucleotides. RefSeq names its product protein FAM43A-like. NCBI's taxonomy places the organism in Eukaryota, Metazoa, Mollusca, Bivalvia, Mytilida, Mytilidae. The record is from RefSeq and is a predicted model, not a curated record. Bases 608 to 1576 code for a protein of 322 amino acids. The transcript has a single exon.